AUGGCUAUAAAAGAAUGUGGCUCUCACCACAGCCACUCAUCCGGCUGCCGUAAAUUCUUUCCAGUCAUAAUACUCUUUGUAAUCCUUUUUGUAAUCAUUCUCGCAGUUUUCCUAGUUUGGGUAGUCCUUCAACCGUCGAAGCCACGCUUCUCCCUUGAAGAGGCCAUCGUCUCCAACUUCAACAUCUCCGGCAAUCCACUGAACAUCCUCAACUCAAACUUCCAAGUCUCUAUCUCCUCUGAAAACCCUAACGACAAGAUCGGUAUCUACUACGACCGUCUCAACGUCUACGCUUCUUACCAUAACCAACAGAUCACUUGGCAGACUGCGAUCUCUCCGACUUAUCAGGGACACAAAGAAACCAAGAUGUGGUCUCCUAUCAUCGGUGGAAACUCCGUCCCCGUUUCUUCGGUCAUCGGUUUGCCUAUCGUUCAAGACCAACCUGGUACGAUCGAGUUGACGCUCUAUCUCUUCGGCCAAAUCCGUUGGAAAGUCGGAAGUUUCAUCACCGGUGAAUAUCACCUCCACGUGAAUUGUCCGGCGUCUAUUAACGUUGGGAAUAGUGCUGCCGGAGUUAUGGUCGGAAAGAACGCCAUGAAAUAUAGGAUCGCCAAGCCUUGCAGUGUUGAUGUAUGA
Molecule: messenger RNA, 636 nt
Organism: Camelina sativa (false flax)
Lineage: Eukaryota; Viridiplantae; Streptophyta; Magnoliopsida; Brassicales; Brassicaceae
Source: RefSeq, a predicted model, not a curated record